Molecule: messenger RNA, 2499 nt
Organism: Sycon ciliatum
Lineage: Eukaryota; Metazoa; Porifera; Calcarea; Leucosolenida; Sycettidae
Exons: 16
Coding region: 153-2243 (696 amino acids)
Biological process (GO): sphingosine biosynthetic process; long-chain fatty acid biosynthetic process; ceramide catabolic process
Cellular component (GO): extracellular region
Molecular function (GO): N-acylsphingosine amidohydrolase activity
Source: RefSeq, a predicted model, not a curated record
UCGCUUUGCGCAUUGCAGGCAGCCAGUUGAACUGUUUCCACCACAUUUGCGUUUUGUCAGGCCGAAGUUGGUUCGUUUUGGGGCAGUUGUCUUCCUGACUAAAGGCUCGCAACGGAUACAUACACUGCUGACUGAGUGAAGACAUUUUCGUAAUGGGUGGAAGCAAAUGCUUCGCCCUUCUUGGGCUGUGUGUUAUGGCUGCCCUGGCCACAGCGGACAAAGGAAACUAUCUACUUGGACGGGGAAUGUUUGAUAUGACAGGUCCCGCUGGUGAAAUCAAUUUCAUGGGAUAUGGCAACCCGGCGCAGACUGGAGAAGGAAUCCACACGCGCCAGUUCUCACGUGCAUUCAUCAUCGUCGAUGCCGCCACCGAGCAACGCACCCUCUUUGUUAGCAUUGACGGCUGCAUGGCGUCACACGUCGUCACCACAAAAGCUUUGCUGGAGCUGGAGAAGCUGUAUGGCAAUCUGUACCGUGCUGAGAACACCAUCAUCAGCGGUACUCACACCCACUCUGCACCGGCCGGUUUCUUCCAGUACGUUCUCUACGACAUCACCAGCGUCGGCAUCGUGCCCCAGGCCAUCGAUGCCUACGUGAAAGGUAUUGUGCGCUCAGUGCAGAUUGCUCACGAGAACUUGCAGCCCGGCAACAUCCUGAUGAGCUCUGGUAUCCUGCUGAAUGCCAGCAUCAACCGCAGUCCAAGCUCCUACCUGGAUAACCCAGCCGAAGAGCGUGCACGGUAUGAUGCCAAUACUGACAACCUGAUGACUCUUCUCAAGUUGGUCGGCGCUGACGGCAAGCCCCUGGGUAUGAUCAACUGGUUUGCCGUGCACUGCACCAGCAUGAACCAUAGCAACCGUCACAUCAGCAGUGACAACAAGGGGUAUGCUUCACUGCUCUUUGAGGAGGAGAUGAACGAGGGUGCUCUUCCCGGUCAGGGUGACUUUGUCGCAGCCUUUGCUCAGACCAAUUUGGGCGAUGUGUCCCCUAACACGCGAGGCCCACACUGCAUGGACACGGGUCUGCCGUGUGAGAAGAACCACAGUACUUGUGGAGGACGUACUGAGCUGUGUGCUGCAAGUGGUCCAGGUGUGGAUAUGACAGACAGUACUCGUAUCAUUGGAGAGAGACAGUUUGUCAAGGCCAAGGAGCUGUACAAGAGUGCCAAUAUCAAGCUUGAGGGCCCCAUCGCCUUCCGUCAUAGCUACAUUGACAUGACCAAUCAGACCGUGGAGCACAAUGGCGACAAGGUCCAAACCUGCAAGGCUGCCAUGGGUUACAGCUUCGCAGCUGGCACCACCGACGGACCAGGAGCUUUCGACUUCACACAAGGUACCGUCAAGGGCAACCCAUUCUGGACUGCCAUCAGCGCUCUGAUGAAAAGCCCCUCCGCCGAGCAGAAAAAGUGCCAGCACCCCAAACCCAUUCUGGUCGACACCGGCGAGAUGUUCACGCCGUUCCCCUGGCAGCCCGCUGUCGUCCCCAUUCAGCUCGUCCAGGUCGGUCAGCUGCUGAUCGUGUCCGUGCCCGGUGAGUUCACCACCAUGGCUGGACGGCGUCUGCGCCAGGCCAUCAAGAAGGUGGUCGUCUCACACGGCUGGGGAGAGAACACCACGGUUGUCAUCGCCGGUCUCUCCAACCUCUACUCCAGUUACAUUGUCACUUAUGAAGAGUAUCAGGCUCAGCGUUAUGAGGCUGCCUCCACCCUGUAUGGUGAACAUACACUCCAAGCUUACAUCAACCAAUUUGAGCGUCUCGCCACCGACCUGGCCACGGAUGCCAAAACCGAGUCCUUGCCAAUGCCCCCGUUGGACGUGUCUACCACCUGGGACUACCCCUUCCCCGUACUGCUGGACACUGCUCCUGGUAAGGCCCACAUUGGUGACGUCAUCCAGGAUGUCAAGACUGCGUACAAGGCUGGUGAGGUGGUGGCUGCAUCAUUCCACGCCGGUAACCCGCGUAACAACCUGAUGACCAAUGCCACCUUCUUGACUGUUGAGGUUGCCGUUGGCCCUAACAAAUGGAAGGUCAUUCGCUCUGAUGGCAACUGGGAUACGCUCUUCCACUGGGAGAAAACGAACAAGGUCGACUCUCACAGCACAGCCACCAUUGAGUGGCGCACUGCCCCCAACACACCUGCCGGUCUCUAUCGUCUGCGUCACUUCGGCUACUACCAUCCUUUCCUCCGCCAUGCCAAGCCUUACAGUGGCACAUCCAGUGAAUUCCACAUCGUUGCUGCUUGAAUACAACUACAAAUGCGGAGUGCUUUGUGAGCAAUAUUUUCAAAAUUAGGUUGCCCGCUUUCUAUUUUCAUGUACGUUGAAAUUUUGUAUCUCCAGAACUGAGCUCACACUGCAUUGUAUAUCUUAAUACUUGAGAACGAACGUAAUUCGUUGUAUUGAUAUUUAAUAGUUGCACGGGUGCAUCACGUUUGUUGUUGGCCUGGGAAGUUGAUGUAUGAAUCCUAUUCAUUUUCUGUCACUUCCAUUCUCACUUUUA